Molecule: messenger RNA, 1646 nt
Organism: Vitrella brassicaformis
Lineage: Eukaryota; Vitrellaceae
Source: the annotation of a GenBank genome assembly
GGGGAGGCUGGUUGCCGCGUCAGGCAGACAUAUCGGCUUGUGUAUAUCGAUGGGCACGUGUCGGUCGGGGCUUUUUCGUCGAGAGAAUGGCAAUGAGAGAGUGGAGACUGGACUGCUCGAUUGUGUUGACAAGGUCACCUUGUCAAGAGGACAUCUCUCUCCUUCUGUCGGUCUGUCUGGGCUGCAUUCAUACUUCAUUCAUCCAUCCACUCAUUUACCGCCGUACCCACACAUUAGCCAUGAAUGCGAUCUCGCUGGGGCGACUGAACACACACAGACAUACCAACAAAGUACAGAAGAGCACAGGCCAAGCGAACACGUGUGCCGCGCUCCUCUCUCUCACCUGCUGUGUGCGAGAGUGUCAAUCAGGUCGCCACGAGCCGUUCGAAUGAAAGAUGUCCUCAGCUGUGUGGCCCCCGGCCCGAUGGUUGUCGACGGCCGAACCCUGGUCGCUGUCUUGUCUGUCCCCAGCGGAACAGACACCGUCUUCUGCGUGUCUGAUGCCGGCGCCUUGUGCUGCUGCUGGUCGUCUUUGUUGAACGCCUCUGCCAGCACCUCCUGAGUGCCCUUCUCCUUCUGUUCGUCUUUGUCUUUGUCUUGGGGUGGCUGAGAGACUUUGGGAAGCACGGGUACAGUGGAUAUGCGAUGGCGGGGGUGUGAUGUGUGGGCCCUUCCUGGCUCCGCCGGGAUGGCCACUGUGAGCGUCCGCAUCGACAUGUAGGCCGCCUCCUUGCCAUCGUACUUGUGCUGCACAGAGAGAGAGUCGCUCGCUCGUGAAAGGGCCAUAUGGUACUGUAUGGAUGUGUGGCAGUGUGUGUCUCGCCUUCUUACCGCCAGCGUGUUGAAAAAAUUGAUCUUCUCGCCGGACUUCAAGGCGGGCCUGACCCAUCCAGCCAUCCAACCAUCCAAGAGUCGAUGCUUCCCAUGGCGUCUCUCUGUCGGUGUCUCAGUCGCUGACUCACUCACUCACUCACCGCCAAUUUGGUUUCUUGAAUGUCUCCAAGAGCCGUCCAAUGGCUGGCGGGACGCCCUUCUUACUGCGGAGUCUGUAUUCCUUCGUUCGCCAGAAGAGGCCGGGGCACAUGGUCGACUGAACCGCAGAACUGAGAGACGACAAACAGACAUGGGCAGCAGACGCAGACGCAGGCAGAGUGGGAGUUGGGGGAAGGCGUCUCCCGCACAGUUUCUACCUACCUGUCUGCGAAAGGUCUUGCACUGUGUGCCAUACUAAAGAGACAAACAGGCAAGCGACAGUCUGGGCGGGAAGGUCCUGUCAAGCCAUACUCUUUCUACCUACCUGUAAGCGGCGAAGUCCAGCGGCUCCUUGCCGGCCUGCAGUUUCGCUCUGCUGUAGAGGUCCAUCUGCAGUGCAAACAGACACAAAUCGGUGUGAGCACAGGAGGGAUGAAGUUAUGUGGCAUUGCAGCGUGGCAUUCUGCAUUGCAAGCGCCCCCUGUUUGUGCCGCUUCCUCUCCGUGCCUGCUUGGUGCGGUGCUCCCUCUCGCCAUCGGACCACUGUGCAAUGGGGUCGGCAGCUAGCAGAAACGCCAUGGUGAGGGGCUACGUCUUAUUUUCUUCUCCUUCUGCAGAUCGGGGUGGGGACCGAAGGGAGGCCAAGUGAUUUGGGGACAACGCUGGCGUCUUUG